Pungitius pungitius (ninespine stickleback) is the source of this 1362-nucleotide messenger RNA. RefSeq names its product prostaglandin E receptor 3 (subtype EP3) (gene ptger3). The transcript is spliced from 2 exons. Gene Ontology annotation, cellular component: plasma membrane. Gene Ontology annotation, molecular function: prostaglandin E receptor activity. Bases 52 to 1227 code for a protein of 391 amino acids. Lineage: Eukaryota; Metazoa; Chordata; Actinopteri; Perciformes; Gasterosteidae. Gene Ontology annotation, biological process: intestine smooth muscle contraction; inflammatory response; adenylate cyclase-activating G protein-coupled receptor signaling pathway. The record is from RefSeq and is a predicted model, not a curated record.
CGGACCCGCACACAUGGGCUAUCAGCUGCACAGAAGCUCAUCCUUUUCAAAAUGACGUCUACGGAAGGCUGUGAUUAUCUGGAUAAUUUGCAAAUCACACUUGGAGAGAUGUUGGACUAUAACCUCUCCAAGCCAUUGCGCGAAGGAAAUAUCACCAAGAAUUCCAGCUGUGGAUCUGUAUCAGUUGGUUUUCCCAUAACCAUGAUGAUCACUGGCAUGGUGGGCAACUCAUUAGCUCUUAUGCUGGUGUAUAUAUCUUACAAAAAGAAGGAAAACAAAAGGAAAAAGUCUUUCUUGCUCUGCAUUGGAUCUUUGGCGUUAACCGACCUGUUUGGACAGCUUUUGACGAGUCCAAUAGUGAUAUCAGUCUACCGGGCGGAUCUGAACUGGGAGCGCAUCGACUCAUCGGGGAAAUUGUGCGCUUUUUUCGGUGUGUGCAUGACCACUUUCGGCCUGUGCUCUCUGUUCUUGGCCAGCACCAUGGCAAUUGAAAGGGCUCUGGCGAUAACAAACCCCCACUGGUACUCCAAUCACAUGAAGACAAGUGUGACAAAGCAGACUUUGGCAGUCACCUGGUGUCUGGUGUUGCUCUUUGCGCUGCUGCCCACCGCAGGGGUCGGUGAAUACACCCGCCAGUGGCCGGGCACCUGGUGCUUCAUCAGCACGGGCGACAGGAAAGUCCCGGGCAAUAUGUAUUUCGCCGUCAUUUUCGCCGGGCUCGGGAUUUUCUCCCUCCUUGUCACGCUGUUCUGCAAUGUAGUGACCAUCCGGGGCCUGAUCGUCCGGUGCAAAACAAAGUCCGGCGCGUCUCAGUCGUCAAAGCAGUGGGAGCGGCUGACCACGGAGACCGUCAUUCAGCUGCUGGGCAUCAUGUGCGUCCUGCUUGUGUGCUGGUCUCCCCUGCUGGUGCUCAUGCUGAGGAUGGUUUCCAACCAGGUAUCCUCACACGACUGCAGUUUAACCGCAUUGCCCUCCAAUCGCACCUCAGGCCCGGAUGUCCAGUUGGACUGCGACUUUUUUCUCACAGCGAUCCGCUUGGCCUCCCUCAACCAGAUCCUUGACCCGUGGGUUUAUCUGCUCCUCAGGGAGAUCCUCCUCCGCAAGUUCUGCAUCGUGGCUAAUGCAGUGUCCAACUGCUCCAUCGAGGAAGAGAAAGGGACCCAGACCGUCCUGGGUGUCCUUAAUGAGCAGAAGCAAGGCGACAUCAACCCUCAGAAAACAGGUUAAGUCAAACCUGACAGGGGAUCGCUAUCUUCUUCCAGAACGACGGGAGAGAAGGUUAAAGUCUUAAUGAGAAGCGGCCACCUCUGCUCGGAGUGGCUUUAUUUUUUGCUGAAAACUAAUUCCAUUUAGAGUCACUUA